UUCGUCGUUUAAAACAUUCCCUUCCAAAACGACAUCUCUUAAAAUGUCGAAUGUUAAAGCCACAACCUUUGGUCUUUCCGAGAGAGAGAGAGAUGGAGGGAGGAGGGGCUGGUUGGAGUGGCGACGAAGCCAACACCACCAAGAAGGGAUUAGCGGGCACGGGCUUGGAAUUACCAGAGAAUCGCCAUGGAAACCUAAAAAGUGCUUCCAGCGACCAAAACCUCAAAGACCUUCUUCUCCAAAUCAAGUCCUGCAAAUCCCCAGCUGUUAUCAACUAUGGCGCAUCUUGGUGCCGUGUGUGUAGCCAAAUCCUUCCUGCAUUCUGCCAGCUGAGUAAUAGUUUUCCAAAGCUCUCUUUCGUCUAUGCAGACAUUGAUGAAUGCCCUGAAACUACUCAGCACAUUCGGUACACGCCGACCUUCCAUUUUUACCGAGAGGGUGAACGGGUGGAUGAGAUGUUUGGUGCUGGAGAAGAGCGGCUUCAUGAUCGGUUGUGGUUGCACUCCUGAACUGUUUGUUUCAAACAAUUAUUCAGCUGUGGUUGUGGGUAUAGUUUGCACCCAAAAUCUGUAUGGCUUUGUAUAAUUUGUACCCAAGCUAUUACUUAAGUUGUUGGAUUUCUUGCUAUGAGCCUACAAUCAUGCAAUUACUAGAUUUUGAUUGUUCACGAUGAGCUUCAACGUUGAGAUAUAAAAAGACAAUCAGAUAAAUUUCACAAAUUGGUCAAUCAAGUCCAAUGCCAGAACCCUCAACAAUCAAGCUAAUGGGAAAAGAAAGAAAAAUGGAAACAUGAAAAAUGACAGAAAGAUAAAAGACAACGCAACAAAUGCUACAGGCUCCUCCUAAAGUUUGCUACUAUCUCAACUUU
This is a messenger RNA of Prunus avium (sweet cherry), 868 nucleotides long. Its product is annotated as Thioredoxin superfamily protein. Lineage: Eukaryota; Viridiplantae; Streptophyta; Magnoliopsida; Rosales; Rosaceae. The record is from RefSeq and is a predicted model, not a curated record.